Molecule: messenger RNA, 1253 nt
Organism: Stomoxys calcitrans (stable fly)
Lineage: Eukaryota; Metazoa; Arthropoda; Insecta; Diptera; Muscidae
Product: protein atonal
Exons: 1
Coding region: 68-1138 (356 amino acids)
Molecular function (GO): protein dimerization activity
Source: RefSeq, a predicted model, not a curated record
AAUAAAGAGAGAACUCCAAACGUGUUUAAAUUUCGUUCGUUCGUUUCGUCUAAACUCGUCCUUAAAAAUGUCUACCAACGAGGUGUAUCGUUACUACUACAAAACCUCUGAGGAUUUACAAACCUUCAAGGGUACUCCCAGUGAGCCCUAUUUUAAUCCCAUGGCUGCCUACAAUCCCACUCCCAUGCAGCAGACUCAUCUGCCCCAGCACUUUAACAAUGUUUUGGUUGCCAACGCGGGCAAUUAUAUGGGAGCCCCAGGAUAUUUGGCCUUUGAACAAGCCUCCUCGGAUGGUUGGCUGACCUCAUCACCUGCCUCACAUCGUUCGGAAAGUCCUGAGUUUGUGGAUCUCAGUGUUAUCUAUGGCCAAGGCAGUUUGGUGCAACAUCAUCAGCAGCAGCAACAUCAAGCAGCCAUAUCAUAUCCCCUGGUGAAUGCCGAACAGAUUUUACCCAUGCAGCAGCAGCCACAACAACAAUUAUCACCUAUGGCUGAGGAAUCUACUGUUACAGCAAACGCCUCGAGUACCCCGCUGAUGGGCUCCUCCAAUGUGGGAACCUGCAAAACCGCCAAAGCUCCCAGUAAACCCAAAAGAACUUACAAUCGGAAACCCAAAAUUCAAAACUCCAAUGUAACAGCAGUGCCCGCACCCAUCAUGGUAAACGACUCAGCACCCGCCACUGCAGCAUACCCCGAUGAUUUCCAACAAUUUGUGGAUUUUGAACAUGGAGGCCUAUUUGAGGAUAGUGUGGAUGAUGAUGAUAAUAUCAUGUUCUUUGGCAAUGAUGGUAACAGUUCCUCCCAAGAAGAUUUCGAUGCCAGUGGCAACUUUGACUUCAACGACCAUGAAUGUGAAGACGACUCCGCGAGUUCGGGACCCCAUGAAACUGACACACCAGUUGAGGGCCAAGUUGGAGGUAAAAGACGUCGCGGCAAACAAAUUUCCCCUGUGGUAAAGCGUAAACGUCGUUUGGCCGCCAAUGCCCGUGAACGUCGCCGCAUGCAGAAUCUCAACCAAGCAUUUGAUCGUUUACGUCAAUAUUUACCCUGCCUGGGCAAUGAUCGCCAAUUGUCCAAACAUGAGACUCUACAAAUGGCCCAGACUUAUAUCGCCGCUCUGGGUGAUCUGCUGCGUUAAGUGAUUUGCCAAACUUCAACAGAGUGGAUUCCCCUUGCCUUUUGUGAAAAACCGAGUUGAGCUCGUGCCAAAGUUUGUACCUUUUAAUGAAAAAAAAACCAAUCGCCUGCCUCAU